Effrenium voratum is the source of this 1233-nucleotide messenger RNA. The record is from the annotation of a GenBank genome assembly. NCBI's taxonomy places the organism in Eukaryota, Dinophyceae, Suessiales, Symbiodiniaceae.
AUGGCUGUGCUUUUGAUGUUCUACUACACCUUUCUCUCUGGAUACGCAGGCCAGAGUCUGUUUGAGGACAUGGUGCGCGCCUCGUACAACUUCGUGCUGGCCGCGCCCAUCAUCACCACCGGCGUCUUCGACCAGGAUGUCACGGAGGACCAGGUGCUGGCAGAUCCCCGGCUCUACAUCAGCGGCCGCGAAGGCCUCGACCUCAAUGCCGUGAAGCUGGUCGAAAUGCUGCUGUCCGCAGCGGUGCACUCUUGCGUGAUCGGAUAUGUCAUGCUUUUGGUGUUUCGGGACAUGUCCAUUCUGGACGCCGGCGACUUUUAUACUUUUGGCACCACCGUAUUUUCCGUCUUGGUGAUUUCCAUGAACUACCGAGCAGCUUUUGUGACGAGGACCUGGAAUUGGGUCACCAUCGCGGGCCAAGCCUUCUCCUUCCUGAUCUACGUGGUGUUCCUGGUGGUCUACAGCGACGUCAGAUGGUUCUCGGAUCAUUUCCAGCCCUGGAUGGCCGGCGUGCCGCUGCGCAUGGUGAGCAACCCCUACUUCUGGAUUUGCGCCAUUACUCUUCCAGCCCUGGCCAUGGUGAUCGACGUCUUCAAGGCGCACCUCUUGAGCGAGUUCUAUCCAGACCGCUCUGAAGUGGUCCUUGAGCAGGCCAAGCUGAAAGCUUCGGCCGCGGGGCUCGAAGAGUUGCAGUGGGACUCGGAGGAAGCUGACCGGGCUGCCACCCUCCACAGGACGAAUGGCUCGGUGGCGAGCCGAAUGUCUGGCUACGACUUUGCUCACCCGGGAGGUGAACCCAGGCAGCAGGCGAACUUCUACAACUCCCACCCCACGGCCGGCGAUGUCUCGAUGAUCGAGACCGCCUCCGGCUCGCAGAUGGACAGGAGUCAGUCCCUGCGGCGCGAGGAUCAGAUCUCAGAUGAGGAGUCGGAUUCCAGCGAGGGCGCUCGCUCGAAUUAUCCAGACAGUUCUCGCUUCGCCCAGCAGAAAAUGGCCCACAUCCAGGUGGAGUGGACUGGCUGCAAGGUGAUGAUGGCCUCCUGCUUGGUGGGGGUGCUGCUGUUCUGCCUGGGGGCGCUGGUGCGCGGACUCGGCAGCACGGCAAACGAGGUGUCGGUGCGUUACGGGGGGGCGGCUCGCGGAGAGGCCGCGGCGCGCUGCGGGGAGCCGGGCUCGGAGUGCGCGCUGGAGCUGACGCUUCCGGAGGUCCAGAAACACCUCCAGAAUCUCUAA